Teleopsis dalmanni is the source of this 2310-nucleotide messenger RNA. RefSeq names its product putative mediator of RNA polymerase II transcription subunit 26. Lineage: Eukaryota; Metazoa; Arthropoda; Insecta; Diptera; Diopsidae. Bases 1 to 2310 code for a protein of 769 amino acids. The transcript is spliced from 5 exons. The record is from RefSeq and is a predicted model, not a curated record.
AUGGCAGGUUAUCGUUCGUUGCCAUUAGCACCAGUUUCAGCAACAACAGUAUCGGCUACUGCAGUUGCAGCUGCAGCACCGCCUACCGGACCUACCAUGUACCAUCAUCAAUCGAUGACGGCUAUGUCGAAUAAUGGCAUUAUCUAUCAAUCUGCAGUACAUGCUUCAAUACAUAGUUUAAAUACAGUACAAAAUCAACGAUCCUCCACAACACAUCAUCAUCAUAUUCUAGCAACAGCGGCAGCAGCAGCAGUUGCUGCUACAACACGUCAAUAUACAACAACAACUGGUUCCGUUCCACCGUCGGCACAAACAAUACCACCGCCACCAACACAUCCGUUGCAAGCAGUUGCAGCAGCGGCAGCAGCUGUAGCAGCUCCGCAAAAUGGUCAUCAUGCUUUAGUUCACCCACAAUAUCAUCAUUCACAACAGCAACAACAGCAUACGCAGCUGCAACAACAUCAUGGUUCCAGUGUUGGAGGACAUCAUCAUCAUCAUCGUCAAAUUUUUAGUCAUAUGCAAAGUGCACUCUUACCCUUGAAUGUCAAACCGAAACCGAAUAAAAAAAACGCCCCAACAAGUAACAAUGCAAAUGCAACAAGUACAACAGUUGCAAAAUUUUCAAAUACAACGACAGGAGCAGCAAGGACAAAAACUACUACUACAACAUUUGAAUCAAUGCAACAGCAGCAACAUCAGCAACAACAACAUCAACAUCAGCAACAAAUCCAAUUGCAGCAACCACAACAACAGCAACAGUUAACUAACAACAUAAUAUUGUUACGUGGCUCACGCAAUGAAAAUGGGCAAAUAGUUAUACAAAAUAAGCAUGACAUUAUAAGUUUUUUAAAUGAGCAACAACAGCAACAACAACAACAGCAACAAUUGCAGCAACAAAGAAAUGAGAAAGCAGCUGUCGCUACGUUAACCCAGUUACCAACAACAACAACUGUUGCACGUAAAUCGAUACAUCAAGCAACAACAUCGACACCAAGUAUUUCUCUUGUACAAAAUGUCAACAAAGAAGCAAAUUCAAAUACAAUUGUGGGCAGCAUUGGUACUAGUGGGUCAAAUACCAUACUUCUACAGACACCCAUAAAUGCUAGUCAAUUGGAAACGGUGCUCUUGCAGACGGCACAUUUAAAGAAAUCAACAUCCGCAACAAUAACACCAACAACCGUGACGUCAGCCGCAAAUGAGCGUCCAUUUCUUAUUAAAAGUUCUUCGCGCAGUCUAAGUACUGACAGUAAUCGCCAAAGCCAUGGCGAUAGUAAAGGACCUUUUGUGCUACAAACACUUAAACGUUUAGAGAAAUCACAAUCUAUUUUGGUUAUACGUAAUUCUUCCUCAAGUUCAAACUCUUCAACCUCGUUUACGUCGUCCAAUACCGCAAACACCUCAUUUACUUCAAAUGUAAGAACUGCAAGAAAAUCUACAUCACCUCCAACUCUAUCAUCAACUACAGCUACAUUGUCACAAUCAUCUCUAGCGUCAACAUCAUCGUCAACAUCGUCGUCGUCAUCUUCAUCUUCUUUAUCUUCCUUGUCGACAACACCGACGACAGCAAGUGUCAGCACAAAUACACAAACGGGCGCCUUAACUUUCACACGUGCUGUUAAGGGUGGUCAACAGACAACGAAAUUGAGCAACAUCAUUGCUGGCAAUCGUGCAACAUUGGCUGCAGUCGCUUCCGCUACACAAUCACAGACAACAUCACAAUCACAAUUGCAAUCUUAUGCGCCUUCAUCUCUUACGAAUGUAAUAACAAAAUCGCUUACUUCUUCAUCUUCUGCUGCAGCAACACCAGCAACAGCUACAGCAAUUGCAACACCAGCAACAACAACAUUUCUACGCUUAGGCAAUGCAACAACAGCUACAUUAUUUACGAACAAUAAAAAUGUAAACAACAACAAAAACCAUAAUUCUAAUGUUGUUGCUGGCGCUGUAAGCAAUAACUUUAUUAGUAAUAGCAAUAGCAAUGGUAACAAUAUUAACAACAACAACAGCAGCAAUGCCAGAAAUACCAACAAUAAUAAUGGCAAUGGUAAACAAAAUAUUCUCAAUGGAGUCACAGAAACUCAAUUGAGUUUGGCUGAUAUCCAGCAAAAGCAUGAACGUCCAACGUCAAUAGUUACAACAAUUCCAUCAACAACAUCAUCAACAAUGCCAGCAAUAGCAACAACUUCCUCAAAUCAACAUGCCGGUAAUAUGCAAGUCCAACAACAGCAAAUUAAUGUACCCCUAGGGAACGGAUUUUUUCUAGUUGGAAUUUGCAGUUUGACUGAAACUCCAACUAGAACGCAUAGGUGA